Messenger RNA from Phytophthora nicotianae INRA-310, 3286 nucleotides. RefSeq lists its product as hypothetical. NCBI's taxonomy places the organism in Eukaryota, Oomycota, Peronosporomycetes, Peronosporales, Peronosporaceae. Bases 38 to 2956 code for a protein of 972 amino acids. The transcript is spliced from 3 exons. Gene Ontology annotation, molecular function: RNA binding. The record is from RefSeq and is a predicted model, not a curated record.
UGUGAAGAGCCAUUACGGCAUUGGCUAGAAGAACACCAUGGCGAGCGUAUUCGUGCGCAACCUGCCGUUCGGCGUGACGCAGGAAGAGCUGGAGCACGUUUUCAGCGAGAUCGGCCCUGUCAAGAAGAUCGAUGUCAUUAAGGACAAGGGCAAGCGCAAGAGCGAGAUACUCACGCGCGGAUUCGCCUUCGUAAAGUUCGCUGUGGAGAGUGACGCAGCGGUGGCUGUCGAGAAACUCAACAAAACGGACUUUCAAGGCCGCAAGAUGCUCAUCGACUAUGCUAUGGAGAAGGGCAAACGUCGUGGAUUGCUUGGCAAGGAGAAGCCUGCUGCUGAGAAGCCCAAGCAGGAGGAGCAGGAGCCACAGGAUGUAAAGAUGGAGGAGCCUGCACCGUCAGAUGAAGAUGCCGACAAGGUUAAGCAGGAACGCAAGGCCGCGAAGGAAGAGCGUCGCGCUGCUAGGGCUGCCAAGAAGGCGGCGAAGGCGGAGGCCAAGGUCAAGGAGGAGACGGAGGCGACACCAACCACAGUCGAACCGGAAGAGCAGGUCAAAUCUAAGCAGGAGCCCAAUAUCGAGGCCAAAUCAUCUGAAACUGCUGCUUCAGGCCACGUCCAGAGUGAGCGCAAUGCGCGUCGUCGUCAGCAUCGUGAGUUUUUACGCGAGGUGGAGCGUCGUAAAGAGGAGCAGGCCAGUGUGGAGCAGAAGUCGGUGCUGAUCUUCGGCGUGGGCGCUGAUGUGACACAAAAGCACGUGCUUAAGAAGGUCAAGAAGGUUGGCACAGUAGUGAAGGUCGAGCUCAAGGAAGAGGCUCGUACUGGCAAGACGUAUGCAUUGGUGCAGUUUAAGUCUACCAAGGAUGCGGCUCUGGCAGUCGCCAAGCUGGAUCACCACAUCUUCAAGGGCUCAGUGCUUCAAGUCAAGAGCGCAGCCAAAGCUGUCGUGGUGGAUGAUAAGGAGACGGAUGGCAGGCCUGGUGCUCCGAAACGAGCUGCCGAGACGGAGGGAUUGCGCCUUAUUGUGCGUAACUUGGCGUUCCAGACCACGGAUAAGGACUUGGAGAAGCUUUUCGAAGUGCACGGUCCACUGUUCGAGGUCCGAGUUGUGCGUAUGCCAGUGGAAGAAGAUAAGAAGAAGAGCGACGAGACAGAUGGCGCUGAGCCCGUGCUGGGUCGCAGUCGUGGAUUCGGCUUUGUGCAGUACCGCGACGUGGUGGACGCGCGUGCUGCCGUGGAGAAACUCAAUGGAACGAAACUCAAGGGCCGUGAGAUGAUUGUCGACUUUGCGCUGUCCAAGACCAAGUAUCUUGAACAGCAGAAGAAGCAGGAGGAAGAGGCAGUAGCUGCUACGGAAGGAGACGAGGAGGACGAAGAGGUUAACAGUGGUGACGAGGAUGAAGAUCAGCUUGAAAUGGCGUCGGACGAUGAGAUAGAAGCUGGGUCGAAUGACUCGGACGACGAGGAAGAAGAGGAGGAGGAAUCUGCCCCUGCUCCCAAGGAGGACACAGAGGCUCAACGUGAACGCACGCUGUUUAUCCGCAACCUGUCGUUCCAAACGUCAGAGGACGGACUGCGCGAGUUCUUCCAGACUUUCGGUGCAGUGCAAUACGCCCGUGUAGUGUACGAUAAGGGAUCCGGUCUGUCCAAGGGCGUAGGAUUCGUUCGGUUCAAAUCGGCUGAUGUGGCCGCAGAAGUGUUGAAGCGCGGAGAGCAGCCGCAAACGGACGACAAGAAGAAGCACAAGAAGGACAAGAAGAAGGACAAGGUCUUCACGUUGUCUGCACUGGCAGACGGUGGCGACGACGCCUUGACUCUGGAUGGCCGUCAGCUCAUUCUGUCCCGAGCGGUGUCCAAGACCGACGCUGAGCACUUGGCUGACUCCAACGCUCGUGAACGUCGCCGGCUGGACAAGCGCAACUUGUAUCUGGCGUACGAAGGCACACUGAAUGUCAACAAGAUGGCAGAUGCCGAGCUGGAGCUGCCGAAAAUGGACAUCGACAAGCGCCGUCGCGCCAUCCGCGAGAAGAAGCUCAAGCUCCAGAACCCCAUGUACUUUGUGUCGCCUAUGCGUCUCUCUGUUCGUAACCUGUCGACCACUCUGGAUGACCGCAAGCUCAAGAAACUUUUCCACGAGGCUGCAAGCGCUGGUGUCCGUGCUGGUAACGUGGAUCGUACCGAGAUUAAACUCGAGCUGCUUCCUAAGGGAAACCCUCUGGUUAAAGUCCGUAUGGCCAAGGUGGUGCGUGACAUGGAGUCGGCCAAGGUUGGCAAGGAGCCUCGUUCACGUGGCUACGGGUUUGUUGAGUUUUCCGAGCAUUUGCACGCACUGGCAGCUCUGCGUAUACUCAACAACAACCCCAAGUACACGUCCUAUGCUGCUGGUCGGGUACCAGCUUCUGGGGCACCCGACAGCUCGAAGUCACGUCUCAUUGUGGAGUUUGCGUUAGAGAACCACGGUAAGCUCAAGUUGCGUGAAAAACGCGCCGCAGACGCUGCCAAGAAGCGCGAGGAAGAGCGAGCUUUGAAGGAAGCACAGGGUGAGGGCGAUGAGGACGCUGAGAAGACAAAAAAGAGCCGUGGACAGCGUCAGCGUGAGAAGAAAAAGUUGCGUGCACAGGCGAAGGCCGAAGCUAAGGAUGAAGCUGAGGCGGGCAAGACGAAGCCCAAGAAGGCAGCAAAGGCUGACAAAGUGGUGAAGCAGCAGCCGAAGAAGCGGAAACGCGUUGAGACUGCGCGUGUUGAUGCUGAAGAUGACGCUCUGACCUCGUUGGAGACCGCUCACCUGGCCAAGAAGGGCAAGACGCUUUCUCGUAGCCAGCGCAAGCACGCCAAGGAGAUUGAAAAGGAGAAAUCGUUUGACGAGAUGGUGCGUAGUUACAAGAAGGAGAUUUUCGGUGAAAAAUCUGUGGCGGCAAAGGGAGACGACAAGAACAAGAGCGCAGACCGCUGGUUUGACUAAUCAGAACCAUCCAGAUUGGCCACGCAAAGAUGCCAACCACGAGACCACGCUCGAAACUAUAGACUGCUUGCAUGAAUGAAUAUCUGUCCACCACGUCUUUGUCGGAGUCUCCGUUAACACGUCCAGAUCACGCUUUUAGAUUUCUGCUAGAUUUAGAAUUUCUACUACAAUGUACGAUCGACUUAUCUGGCGAGGCCGGUGAAUCUCCAUUGCCGUUGCGUCGGUGGGGCAUGAGUUCCGAGUGCGCUGUUUCCUUUGCGUUUUUCACCAGUACUCCUCUUGUGGUGCAACAGCCCUCUGCGCACCGACUGCUGGUGGUGAUUCCUGUAC